AGUUCGUCUGUUAGACGUGCGCGAGCGAUGUUUGUGUGUGUUGUUUUAGUCGUCGCAGUGAUUUAAAUGUCGUUUUAAUAUUUAUAACAUAUUUGAUUUUGUUUUAUUGAGAUGAUGAGCUGCGCAGUGAUGUUACAGGCGCAGAUCUCCGCCAUCAUGGAUGUGUUAGUGAAGGCGGCGGUGGCGGAGAUCGGUCAGCUGCUGGAGGACGACGCUGCUGCUCUGCAUGAGGAGAUCAUGAGGAGAAACGAGGAGAUCCAGGGACUGAAAGCUCGACUGAUCCUCACCGAGACUAAACUACAGCGGUUUACUACAGACAGAAGCUCUGUGGCCGUACAGGUGGAGAUGAUGGACACAAGUGUGGUGGUCUGUUCACGAGAGUCAAGGGCUGAAGGUCAGGAUAAGAGCAUCAUGACCAGUCCAGAGAAAGAGCUUUCAGAGGAGAAGCCGAGCAUUUCAUCAGAGAUUAAUUCACAUCAUUUAAGAAGAGAGGAGGUGAUCAAGCCAUUUAAACCUUCAGAGGAAACCAGAGGAACCCCGGCCGAGGAAGAGGACCUCAGUGGAUUGGAGUUUGAGAUGAAGAUUGAACAGGUAGAAGAACUUGUUGAUCAAAAACUAAGUGACGUUCAGACAGAGCAAAAGAGUGACAAACAAAACCACUGUGUUAUAAAUGACAAUAAUGACUCUGAUUUAUGGCUGUCAGGAGGACAUCCAGAGAAAGCCUUUGAUCAUUCUGAGGGUCUUAUUCAAGAGUCCCAUCAACAAACUCAGACUUUUACAGAUUCAUAUGUCACACAAGUGUUGAUGGAAGAUCCGCUAAGUUCUCAGUCUUCUUCCGGAUUGUUUGGCUCUGGUGUUGUGCUGGAGAACGAGAGCUUUAGUGCUUCAGCAAAUGAAAACAUAGAGUACAGUUCCAACCUUUUGAUGUCUGCACGACAGGAUCCCCAUAGACGAUCACCGACUGCGCCCAGAACCGGCCCGACCGACUCCAAUACAUUUAGCAGAUUUCCAUCGUCUCAUUCCGGCUCACGUUUGCCUAAAACACUCGCGCAGAAUAUAUAUAUGGCGGACCACCCACGGCGCAAUGCAAGGCCAAAACCGUUCCGAUGUGAGGAGUGCGGUAAAGGCUUCACGCAGAAAACACGCUUGGUAACACACAGACGAGUACACACGGGUGAAAAACCCUUUCGCUGUCAGUUGUGUGUGAUGGAGUAUCUCACCGUUGCCUCUUUGAGUUUCCUGUUUGAGUGGAUGUGAGGCUCAGGGUCAGAGGUCAGGGUUCGAGUCUUUGCACACAGGUAUCUGCACGGUAGCAUGAACGGGGGGCAGGAAAGCAUUAAAGUGAGCCCGUGAUUUCUUUUUGUUUACUGUAUUGCAGUCAAGAAGUCCACCAGGAGGCCUGAGGAGCAGCGACCCGCUUCUGUGGAUGGAGGGGAAGCGCAAAGUCGUUGCUGAUGUGGCGGGUGGAUUAUGUAAACGAGUGUCCGAGCUAGACAGAGUCAGUUUCAAAGAUGGCAGUUGAAGUAAUGUUUGGCUUUGGAGGUCAGGUAGAGUAUUUCUUCGACUUUGUAGCUGCUCUUGGCCUAAUGGGUUCUCUGUCGGGUCUAAAUGCGUUUUCUUUAAUUGGCACGCUCUUGGAAAAGCUCCAGUAAGUGAGGAGAUGGUCUGAUCCUCCUCAGAAGUGAAAUGUUGAUCUUUUUUCUUUUUAUCUUCCUCUUGAAACUGUUCCUCUGAGUUUUUCUCAUAGGUGUGGCUGAGAUUGGCUAGGCUCUGAAUGGCCAGACAGGGCUCGGAGCGUAGCCUUUGGCCGCUCAGAGUAUCGCUCCUCUGCAGUGAAGGAGACACCUUGCCACCUCCUCGAAAAUUAAAGAUGUUUUCUCCUUCUGAGUUUGGCGAGUUAGUCUUCAGCUCGAUAUCUGAGGGGGACAUACAGGACACAGGUGAGCUGUCAGGCGUCCAGCAGCACUUGAAGCGUGUCCUGGUCGUGGGCGUUUAUCGCAUAUACGAGAGCCGAAGCUCCGCUGUUAUCUUCCAUGCUUGGAUCGGCUCCUGCCGCUACCAGAGCGGUCGCCACCUCUGCUCCGGCC
Paramisgurnus dabryanus is the source of this 2087-nucleotide messenger RNA. NCBI's taxonomy places the organism in Eukaryota, Metazoa, Chordata, Actinopteri, Cypriniformes, Cobitidae. The record is from RefSeq and is a predicted model, not a curated record.